CGCGAACGCUUCGAAAACGUGUCCGUCGUGAUUCUUAUGUUGUAUAUAGAAUCAUUCGCACGAGAGUUUGAGUUAUACCUUUAUGGUUUUAACGUCAGUGCGAUACCAAUUCAGUUUGAAACAGAUUAAAGUUUUCUUUUUUUAUUUUUUUUUGUGUGCUUUUUUUUGUUUCCUUUUUUUUUUCUUCUUUUUUCUUUCUUUCUUUUUUUUUUUUAUUUUUUUUUUUUGGUUUUUCUUUUUUCUUCUUUUUCUCUUUCCUCUCCUAUGAAACGGAUAGAAUAUUUGAGUGUGUUCGCUUUUGUUUUUCCUGGCCUAAUUUCUCAGUGCGAUUCAAAUUGUUUGCUUUUGCCGUGCGAGUGUUCGACCUUCUCGAGGCCGUUCCAGAUGAUGAUGACGAUGACGAUGAUAGGCUCACUGCUGUCCCGCGACACUUUCCAAGCGAUGACGAGAGAGGAAGCAACAGCAGCAGUAGCAAUCUUCGAAUGGAAGCAAUAAUCGAUCGUUAAAACUUGAAAGAGAGAAAUUCUGGAACGACGACGACCACGACGACGACGACGACUGCUAUAACAUAUUAUAGUUGAUUUCAACGAAAAAAUUCGUCUUUUUCGACAUAUGUAUCGUUUUCUUUGUCUUUUUUUUUUUUCUUUUUUUUUUUUUUUUGAUUUCUUUUUCUUUUAUACGUAAGAAAAAGUACUACAAGCACGUUUACGAAUUUUCGUCCUAAUUUUCUUUAAUGGCCGAAUAGAAAAAGAUUAGCUUUAAUAUAAUAUAUAAAUUUGUACGAAAAGUUUAUUAUAUCAAAGGAAACGUGUGUCAUUCGAUCGUUGUGUUCGCUCGAUGUACUAUUUACAACUUGUUAAGUUUAUACAUUGAAAAUUAAAGAUUGAAAAGAGAAAGAAGAAGAGGAAAAAAGUAAGAAGAAGAGGAAAAAGGAGAAGAUAUAUAUCGAGUGCUCGUCGACGAAAUAUCGAACGACGUUUACGUCGGUGGUGUCAAGCAGGAACGGAGACAACUGUUGUUAAAGAAGACGAAGAAGAAGAAGAAGAAGAAGAAGAAGAAGAAGAAGAAGAAGAAGAAGAAGUAGUAGUAGAAGUAGUAGAACAAGAAGAAGAAGUGAAGCAAGGUGGGGAGAGAGGAGGACGAGGACGAGGACGGGCCUUUCGCGCGCGAGCAAGUGGGUCAGUGUCCUGGCCGAUCGCGAGGAGAGACGACGACGAGUACGUCGUGGAGAAGAGAAUUUUUUUUACGAAACUCUUUCACCCUCUCAAAAGAUGAGACUAUUUUAUAAUUUUAUUAUACGUUGGAUUAUUGAACUUCGGUGAAAAGUGAGACGAAAAAAAAAAGAGUUAAUUUUAUUAUAUUUUUUUUUCUCCCUCUCUUCUCUCUGUCUCUCUCUCUCUCUCUUUCUCUUUCUCUCUCUUUCUUUCACUCUAUAUUUUGUUUUUCCUUCGUAACAUUCAUUUCCCUUUCUUUAUCGUUAAUUCUGUUUCCAUCGUACUAGCAAGUUCCCAUUCCGGGUUUUUCCCACUUUCUUCUUUUUUUGUUUUGUUUUUCUUUUUGUCUUCGUUAUCUUAUUCUCUUCCAUUCUCCCGUUGUGUGAAAUUUGUGAGGAAGAAUUCGUUUAUCACGGUGGAUGAUGUGCCGCGACAAAGGAUCAAGCAACGACACGUAACGACACAUCAGUUUGUCCGAUGACAAACGUCAAUAGGAUCAGGGUGGUCGUCCUCGGCGGCCCCAGAGUCGGCAAGUCCGCGGUGGUCGUCCGAUAUUUAACGAGGCGAUACAUCGGCGAAUACAGUUCGACCAGUGAUUUCCUUUACCGGCACAGCGUUACCAUCGAUAACGUUACUACCGAGGUGGAGAUACUGGACACUUCCAGGUGCGAGGAAAACGGUUGCCUCUAUUCGCACAUACGAUGGGGCGAGGCCUUCGUCGUCGUUUACAGCGUUACAUGUAAACGAAGUUUUCAAGAAGCAAGAGGACUUUUAAAACAGCUUGCAGAUUUACGUUUACCAUCCUACUUCACUGCACUCUUGCUCGGCAAUAAGAGAGAUUUGGAUCAUGCACGAGAAGUAUGCGUGGACGAGGGACAACAGCUGUCAUUGGCUCAUGGAUGUCAAUUUUAUGAGGUCAGUGCUGCCGAAAGUCCAGCAGGUGCAGCUUUAGCCUUCCAAGCACUUCUACGAGAGGCAAGAUCGGUCCAACUUUUACGGGCUCUACCGAUACGUAGAAAGCUUGGUGUUCAUUCGGUUUCAAGGGUCCUCGGCACGAUAUUUGGCAAAAAUACAACCAAGGAUCGUAAGAAGAGGCCAUCAUUGAGUAUAUGACGCCUUCUAUGCGCCCUACUCCUCGGAGCUCGCGACGAACCCGAUAGAAGAACCGACGUCGUUGUCCUUAGUAGCAACGUUUAUGCAAAUCGUUGAUCGUUCUACUCUUAUUUCUUAUAUACGUACAUAUAUAUAUAUAUGUAUAUGUGUAUGUAUGUAUAUAUGUAUAUAUUUUUCUAUCCUUUUUCUUUACCCGAUUUCUUUUUUAUUCUCCUUUUUUAUAAUG
This is a messenger RNA of Vespa crabro (European hornet), 2553 nucleotides long. Its product is annotated as ras-related and estrogen-regulated growth inhibitor-like. NCBI's taxonomy places the organism in Eukaryota, Metazoa, Arthropoda, Insecta, Hymenoptera, Vespidae. Gene Ontology annotation, molecular function: GTPase activity; GTP binding. The coding region runs from base 1692 to 2327 and encodes 211 amino acids. The record is from RefSeq and is a predicted model, not a curated record. The transcript is spliced from 7 exons.